Messenger RNA from Pyricularia pennisetigena, 3849 nucleotides. RefSeq lists its product as uncharacterized. The coding region runs from base 1 to 3849 and encodes 1282 amino acids. The transcript has 2 exons. Lineage: Eukaryota; Fungi; Ascomycota; Sordariomycetes; Magnaporthales; Pyriculariaceae. The record is from RefSeq and is a predicted model, not a curated record.
AUGGGCAACCAGCCGUUUGUUGGAGACGGUGAGUCCAAGAUGACCAAUGGCCGGUGCGUUCCAAUAAUUCUCGGGUCGGUCAAGGUCGGUGGAGAGCAAGAAGAACAAGAGGCUAAGACAGCUUCCGAUGAGUGCAUACCAUACGACAAAUGUAUACAUAUGAUGGGCUGGAACGCUUUUAAGCGACGACGGCCGAAAGGAAGAGAACCUAGCCCGGCUGCUCCUGCUGUCCAGCAGCCUUACCACAGCAGCAACAUUAGCGGCAUCGGCAGAGGACAUGUCGAUUCUACUGUGCAGGUCGCACCACCCACGCGUAAACACCUGACCAUAUAUCGAGCCAUUAUCACCCGCAAAAAUACAACCACAACCACAACCGCAAUCACUAACGACGCGGCUCCCCAUGAGCCUCAAUUCGUCAUGGCUCCGGCAGCCUCCCUGUCUCCAAUCGUGGAGGAGGCGCUUCACGGCCGCCCUCCUUUGGCGGUAAAGGUCCAAAUCAACAUCCUCGACAGGCCGGCCUACACCAGAUUUUAUGCCAGCUCACAGGUCCUCCGCCCUUCGAACCGACUGUGUCAGGGUUUGCUUCGCCGUGUCGAGCACUGCAGCAAGGAGUUCAUCACCCGAAGAGAUUCGGACGCACUUUUGCACCGUCGAUUCGGCCAAGCACCCAGCGCUCUUCGUUACGAAAUCACCUACACCAUCGUCCGGUCUGGUGAUAUCUGGGCCGAGGAAACCUUCAAGUCGUACCAGCGAGCUCCCGUCACCGACGAGCUGGCCAAUGAGAUCAUCCUGUCCACACACUACGUAGUCGGUCUUUUUCUCAGGCAGCACGAUAAGGAGUUCAAGUGGACGCAAGAACCGGCCUCGGACCGGCUGUCAAAAAGGUUAUCUGCAUCAUCAUCACUGAGCCCUUACGACGCCCUCACGCUUGGGUGUAUACCACAGUCUAGGUUUAUUGAAUCGACCCAGUCCUUCGAGUUUAUCCCCGGCUACAGUAUCGAACUCUCGUUCCGGAGUUUCACAGGACACCGACGUACACAGCGCGAAUGGAGCAGGAGUUUACGGCUGAAGAGUGCCCAGGAUGCACCGCUUAACCUUGCCCAAAGCGAGAGGCUGUUGUUUGACUCGUUUGACGCGGUGAACUCGGCCAUCAGCGCGAAGAGGCGGUCUUUUGAGCUUGACCACGCGUCUUGCGAGUGGCUGGAAGGUCCCGUUGACUGCCAACACUUCGAAGAGAAUGCCCUGAGUAUUGAGCUAAGGAUCGCCAACAACCUUGGCCCAGUGUAUGAACAUAUGCACCGCGGCAUUCGCUCCAAGCUUUCGAUGUUCAGACAGCAGGAUGGCGAGGAUUGCUAUGCCUUCCUUCGUGAUGUACAAACCGAGCUUCUCAGGCUCAGAGACGUGGCCGACGAGCGAGUCUCUCACACAAACGACUUUGAAUUAAGGAUAUUAGAAUUAACGGGUGCCCAAGGCUGGAAGAUUUCCAGACCGGCAAAGGUCACCCUCGACCACACCAAGUCGCACUCGCAGCGAACCGUCGAGGCCAUUCUCGACCGUGUCCACACUGGAAUUACAGACGUACUCCGCGCCCCUAGCGCAUCCGUACACAUUGCAGCAUAUAAGAGGGGUCAUCUCAUAUUAGAUAGAGAAAUCGGUGCGCAAGAGGGUUCCAGCAAGAAGCCGUCCAGCACAGCAAGUAACCCGGUGAGCACAAAGGCCGAGAAAGACCACCUCGUCCAAGCUUUGGAAUCGCGGAUUCGUCAAGACCUGGACAUGCUAGUCAAAGACACGUGCUCUUUGGAAGGCCUUCCGGAAGACGACGAGGAGGUUCCCACACCGACCACGUCGGUCUCGCCACAUAAUCAAGAUGAAGACACACAGCUGGACUACACAGAGAACUCUUCAGUCACCCAAGACCCGAUAAGGAGGUUCCCAUUGUCCAAGAGUCCGGAAGAAUCACGAGCCGCGACGCCGUCGCAGCAAUCGCCGAUACCGCUCAGGAGGAAGAAGACCUUCAUCAUGCCAGCCUCGGGAGACAAUCCAGCCUACCGAGUCUUCCCGCUGGUUCCCGAAAAGUUCAUACAGAGUCGCUCCCGCCAAAAUAGCGAGUCUACUCUCUCCAGUCAAGUCUCGGAGUCAUCUCCUGCCGUGCUCAAGAAGGUGAACGUGCAACCAGUGCACGUAAUCGACCCGGACCUGUUUAGGGGACAUGCCUUUUCGGGUUCUGACGGCACCGCAUCGGAACAUGCGGGGACGGUGCCUGAGAUUUUAUCAGAAGAAUCUGACCGAUCCGAGUGUGGAGGGACGGAGUUGUCUGUUGCCGAAGAUUACAUCUUUACACAGGAGUCCUCCCUAAUGAGCGAUGCGCAAGACUCGGUGGCUGGAGACAUCGUUGAACUUGAUUGUGUCGACGCUGCUCAGGCCCCUGUGACGCAUCUGGGUUCCCAGCCCGCAGGGAAGUACGACGGCCUUGCCUCUGAGGACAAGGCCGAUCGCAGAGAUGCAGAGGUUUCUGAGGAAGCGAACAAACGUGCAAGCCUGGGCCGGGACGAUGAGUCUAUCCCAUCGACUCCUGGGCUCAGCCAUGGGGAAGGACCCUCGCCUCGCGACAGUUUCCUGAUGACACCGCCCUUCUCAAAAUCGACUCCCGUGGCCUGUCCCAAGAUACCAUUAUCGUUUGACUCUGAGCAGGCUGGAGAAGAUGGUCAUUUCAGCUACCCACCUAACGAGGCGGAAGAUGAGGAGAAGACGCCAACUGGGUCAACCCAACAGAUACCUAUGGUGCAGGAGGAAACGCCAGAGCCGGACACUAUUGUUCUGAGGAAUGCGGAUAGCUUCUCACAGAGCGAGGAAUUGUUCGGCUUUGACGAAGACCAAGCACUGACUGAGUUCCAUCCCUCAGCUUCGGGAACCCCUACACAGGCUGUGGCAGAACUGGCAGCAUCUCUUUUCACUGAACCGAUAACAGUUCCGGAUGUGGAGCCCCCGCGAAGCGCUGGAACUAUUGUCCCUCCUACCCCAGCAGCCCAAGAGGCCGAGGAUAACAUCUUUGACAGCGCAUUUGCCGAGAAGUCGGUCGCCCAACCACCGACUUUACUGACAAACCCCCGCCCGUCGACCAGUCUCGGAGAUAGCUUGCCUGAGCUACAGCCAGCUCGAUCCAGACGCACAAUCGAGCGGCCGAGCCCUAUCCUGAUCACCAGGAACAGUGUUUCGUCAUGGGAGGACUACAUCAGCGCUAGCCAACGGGACUCUGUCGAUACUAUCAAGUCCGAGGUGGACGUAUCCGCCAUCAUGUCAGACGACCAGCCAACGGCGCGCCCGCCGAGUCCAACACGCCGCAAAUCCAUCCCUACUGCGGGAGUCUUGGGUCUCCACGAGGCGGGGAGCAGGGGUUCGGGACCCUUUGGAGCUCUGAAAAGCGCCUUCUCUGGCGGCCAGCACUGGCUUGACAGUGAAAGAUUCCGGGGCAGUGGUUCGAGCUCGAGGCCGCAGACCGCCCCGGGCCUUGUCGCACAGAAGUUCUUUCCCGAGGGCGCUAGCACCCCGCCUCCUCCAGAGAGCCCUGUGACACCGACGACCAAGUCGCCUCGUCGGCCGUACAUUCGGAAACGCACCAAGAGCAUCGCGACUGCCACCAUCGUCCGGGCCACCCCUAAGCGGCCGCACAAGUCUUACAGGGGCCGGGCCAAAUCGGCUGCUUUUGCCGAGCUGGAACGUGGGCGAGAACAGAAGCAAGGCAAAGAGGCCGAGGCACUCGACAGAAACGGCGACAAGCCCAUGUUGCCACGUUUCAUGAUGUUGUUCGCUGGUAUGGCUGUUGCGUCUUCGAUGCUCAACAAGAACUAA